AUGUCCCAACAACCAACCGACGGUCCGCUGGACCCGGAGAAACAAGAGCUGAGCAUCGCUGUCACUGCCGCCGAGGACUUUGAAGAGAAGGUCGAGGAAGUUGGGAAGGUUCCGCCUCCAGAUGGUGGCUACGGAUGGGUCAUCGUCGUGGCGAGUUUCCUCGUCAACAUGUGCGUUGACGGUGUGAUCUACACCUUCCCAGCUACUCUCAUCCCGCAUUGGACCAAAAUGUUCGGAGCUGAAACGUCUGCCAGUAAUACCGUGUCGUUGCUCACAGGAUUCUACUAUCUCUCUGGUCCUCUCGCCUCUUCGCUCGUCGCCGUGUUCGAUGUCCGCUCGGUUUGCAUGGCUGGAGGAAUUCUGACGGCAUCGGCGUUCAUCGCGUGCUCAACCCUCUCCGAAGCUUACCAAUACUACCUCCUGUUCGGAAUUGUCGGUGGUAUUGGAUUCGGAUGCAUGUAUCUCCCGUCGAUCGUCGUCCUCUCCUCCUACUUCGAGAAGAAACGCAGCUUCGCCACUGGAAUCGCCGUUUGUGGCUCGGGAAUCGGCACGAUGUUAUUCUCCAGACUUAACAUCAAAGUCAUGGGACUGCUGAAUGACAACGCAUCGCAUUUCUUGUUCUACAUGGCUGGAAUCAUCCUUUUCGGAGUCAUCUCCGCGUUGUUCUUCCGUAAACUUAAGCCAUCCGAGCAGCAAGUGACGAAAGUUGCCAAGAUGGUCAGAGAGUACGAGGGAAAACCGGAUGAGCCGUCGCAAAGACUUCUCGAAGAUGUUCGUGCCGAUUUGGAGGAGCUGAAUCGCCCAGGACACAAUCCUGAUGCAUUCUAUGUCAAUACUUUGGACAAGAAAAUCGCUGAAGCUGCUCACGCCGAGCAUGUGAUCCACGCCACGGAGAACCACACUGUCAAGCACGUCACCAAGAAGAACAAAUUCACUCAGUUUAAGGAUGAACUGUGCUCGGUGAUCGAUAAAGAUCUCCUCUACUCUCCCAGUUUUCUGACUUUCGCCUUCUCCGGAACUCUCGCCGUCAUGUCAUUCUUGGUCCCAUUCGUCUAUAUCAGUGAUCUCAUGCCGGGCGAUAUUUAUACAAUCCAUGAGCGUUCGUUGCCACUUCUCUUCAUUGGCGGCUUCAACAUUGCGUUCCGUAUCAUCUGUGGCUUCAUUUCGGAUCACCCGAAGAUGUCGGCUCUUCAGGUCUCCAACUUUGUCAUCAUUCUUGCCGGAAUCUCCAUCGCCGCUAUGCCGUUCAGCACCACUCUUUGGCAUUAUAUUCUUCUCUGUGUUCCAUUCAGUGCUGGAGUUGCUUGCUUCGCUGCUCUCCGUUCCGUCAUCUGUGUCGAACUUGUCGGUGUCAAAAAGCUCGGAAAUGCUUUCGGAAUUCUCAUGGUUUUUAUGGGAUUCGGCGCGGUGUCGGGACCUGCAAUCGCUGGACAGAUCAAAGCUGCUUCUGGAAAUCUGAAUCUCGCCUUCUACAUCAUGGGAGGCGUCUUCACCUUCUCCGCCAUCAUGACUCUUCGUUUGACUCAAAUGAAGGCGUGGGAGGAAUCGAGAAAAGCGAAGAAGGCAAGAGGAACGGAGAUGCGUGUCAUGGCGAAUCAUUAA
Messenger RNA from Caenorhabditis remanei, 1602 nucleotides. RefSeq lists its product as uncharacterized. Lineage: Eukaryota; Metazoa; Nematoda; Chromadorea; Rhabditida; Rhabditidae. Gene Ontology annotation, biological process: transmembrane transport; monocarboxylic acid transport. Gene Ontology annotation, molecular function: monocarboxylic acid transmembrane transporter activity. The transcript has 5 exons. The record is from RefSeq and is a predicted model, not a curated record. The coding region runs from base 1 to 1602 and encodes 533 amino acids.